This is a messenger RNA of Pyrus x bretschneideri (Chinese white pear), 2596 nucleotides long. RefSeq names its product receptor like protein 26-like. Gene Ontology annotation, molecular function: protein binding. Lineage: Eukaryota; Viridiplantae; Streptophyta; Magnoliopsida; Rosales; Rosaceae. The transcript has a single exon. Bases 1044 to 2285 code for a protein of 413 amino acids. The record is from RefSeq and is a predicted model, not a curated record.
GGAGAAUUAUCCCUUGUUGAAACUUGAAGCAUCAGAUCUUGGAAGCCUAGUGCAAAACUUAACUAGUCUCGAAGUACUUUCCCUCAGUUUCGUAAAUGUAUCUUCGGCAAUUCCUCAUUCCAUGGCUAAUUUAUCAUCUUUGACAACCCUCAACCUCAGGGACUGUCACCUGUUUGGUGAAUUUCCAGUGAGAAUUUUCCAACUGCCAAACCUAGAAUCUCUUAGUGUGAGAUACAACCAAGAAUUGACUGGAUAUUUUCCUGAAUUUAAUCAAAGCAGUCCUCUCAUCUUACUGAAAGUCGGCUUUACUGGCUUUUUUGGAACAAUACCCUCUUCAAUUCAAAACCUUCAUUCACUGCAAAGCUUCGAUGUGGCUCAAUGCAAUUUUUCGGAAGGGUUGGUUCCAUCUUUUCUUGGGAAUCUUAGGCAGCUCACUUAUCUAGACAUUUCAGCCAAUAAAUUUGGAGGUCUAAUUCCUGAUUCCUUGGCAAACCUUACCCAACUGGCUACUUUUAGGAUUAGUACAAGUUUUUUAACUGGUCCAAUCCCAUCUUGGCUAGGCAACUUUAGCAAACUAGAGUACCUAGAUUUUGCUUUUAAUAGAUUAAAUGGUUCAGUUCCAGUGUCAUUUUCAAAUCUCACAAACCUUCAGAUCCUGUAUCUACAUUCGAAUACUCUGACUGGUGCAGUAGAGUUUCAAAUGUUUCAAAAUCUACAAUCUCUUUACCAACUAGAAUUAAGCUGGAACGGUUUAGAACUUGUCACUGAAUCCAGAAUUUUGAAUUCAACGGUUAAACAGUUCACCGUUCUUGGAUUGAAUGAUUGCAACAUAGGAGAGUUUCCAUCCUUCUUACAAUAUCAGAAGGGGUUGACAUGUUUGGAACUUGCUGGAAACAAAAUCCGAGGCCAAGUACCAAAAUGGAUGUGGAAUACAAGCUUAGAAAACUUUGCUAUUUUUAGACAUUUCUAAUAACUUCAUUUCAGACCAACCUCCACUUGUCCUUCCUUGGGUGAAACUGUUAGGUUUAAGGUUUUCGUCCAACAUGUUUCAUGGAUCACUACCGAUACCUCCACCAACCAUGCUAGAAUAUGCAGCUGCAGACAACAACUUUACUGGAGAAAUCUCACCGUUGCUUUGCAAUAUGAAAAAUCUUCUGUCCCUUGACUUGUCGAAAAAUAAUUUGGGUGGCAUGCUUCCUCAGUGUCUCGGAAACUUUAGUGAUCAUCUGAUUCUUCUACUUCUCGGAAACAACUGUUUUCACGGAAUUAUUCCUCAGACAUACAACAAAGGAAGCAGUUUGAGAAUGAUUGAUGUGAGUCAUAACAAGUUGCAGGGGCAGUUGCCGAGGUCAUUGGCCAAUUGUGUGAUGCUUCAGUAUCUUGUUUUGUCAAACAAUCGUUUCAAUGAUGUUUUUCCCAUUUGGUUGGGGACUCUUCUAGAGUUAAAACUUUUGGCAAUGCGCCAUAAUGGAUUUUACGGUGUGAUUGGGAAAUCUAGAAAGAAUGUCAAUUUCCCCAAGUUACGCAUUCUUGAUUUGGCUUACAAUGAUUUUACUGGUGCGGUUCCAUCUAUGUUUCCAGAUAUUACUGUAAACAAGUCAGCAUAUAUGUACACACGCAUAGGUUAUGAUAAUGGAUUCCCGGUUUGGAAUAGUGUUGAUUACCAACUCACAAUAGCAACAAAAGGUUUGGAGCAAUACUACCCAAAGAUCCGAGAAGAAUUUGCAUCCUUUGAUAUCUCAAGCAACAAAUUUGAAGGGAAAAUUCCACAAUUCAUUGGGAAUCUUAAGGAGCUUCGCUCGCUGAAUCUAUCCCACAACAUUCUCACUGGUUCUAUCCCAUCAUCCCUUGGAAACUUGAUGAAGCUUGAAUCAUUGGACCUUUCACAAAACAAGCUCUCAGGACAGAUCCCCCAACAACUGAGUCGACUUACUUUGCUCGCCAAUUUCAAUGUGUCUCACAACAGUCUCACAGGUCCUAUACCACAAGGAACCCAACUUACUUCCUUGAAUGCCACUUCAUACGAGGGAAACCCAGGGUUGUGUGGAGAUCCAUUGCCAAAGAAAUGUGGAAAUCCUAAGGCCCCUGAACUUCCACCUUCAACCGUUGACGAAGGUGAUUCUAGCUUAGAAGGCAUAUUUGAAUUUGAUUGGAAAAUUGUUUUGGCUGGAUGUGGAAGUGGGUUGGUAGUGGGAGUAGUUCUUGCAGAUGUUGUGAUCACAAGGAGGCCCGACUUUUUUCUUAAGAUUGUUGGAAUGAUCAGGCAAAUGAUAAGGAAAAUUUAGAGUACUAGUGGGGGAAGUAGAAAUUCAGUUUGUUGUCGUUUGUUUUCUCUGUUGUGGUCUCUUUCCUUCACUUUCUAUAUGUUUAGUUAUAAGUUUGUAUCAGGUUAUGUAAGUGUGUAUCCCUCCUAUUUUCUUAUACUUUCGGUUUCUUUUCUUUCUUCUUUCUUUAAUUUGAGGGGUAAAAUUUAUGUCCUCCUGAUUAGAUGUAACUUCUUUUUUUUAUAUUUUCUCUCGUACGGUCGAUGUUUCUUUGAAAAAAAAAAAAAAAAAAAAAAAAGAAGGUGGAAUGUAUUGGUGCUUUUUAGCUUUUA